AAUAACCUACAAACAAAAUCAAAACAAACAAUCGGUCAAAUGGAAAUGAACAAGUGUCCAAUUUGUCCAUUUAAUAGUGAUUAUUCAUUUUAAAUCAGUGUACUUACCCCAAAAUAGAUUGAUCCAACUUCAGCAGUACAGCUCUCUUUAUUUGUACGUUUACUGCUUAAUUACUUGCUUCAUUAUGUUAUCAUCGUCCAUGGCCAUCCUCUACAACUAACGAUUCACUGUUAAGUACUCUUUUCCAUUUCUUGUUAAAGGAUUUUUGAACCAAACUCAUAUCCAUCUCAGUCCAGAACAUUUCCAGACAAUGGUUUCCACGAGAGGGAUAAAAUUCCGGUUUUCUGAAGGUGAACGUGUUCUGUGUUAUGAACCAGAUCCAGCAAAAGCUAAAGUACUCUACGACUCUAAGGUUUUGAAAAUUGUAAAAGACAGGAGUGAAAACGGAAGGAAACUGGUGGAGUAUUUGAUACACUUCCAAGGCUGGAACUCUACAUGGGAUCGUUACGUUACCGAAGACUAUAUUUUGAAAGACACUGAGGAAAAUAAACAACUUCAGAAAGAACUUGCACAAAAAGCUCAACUUACGGCUGGUGGGAACCUUUAUCGGCGUGAAAGGAAGAAGAAACCCAGGAGACUUUCAGAAAAAAUAAACGAAAGUCUAGAAGUUCAACGAGCGCGGAAAAGACGAAAUUCCAUCGAUGAGCGGCCCACCUCUGAAUCCUCAACAGGCACCGAGGAACCUAUACUCUCUCCACUAUUUCACCUACCACCGCUUUUGAAAAAACAUCUGGAUCUAGAUUAUGAAAUGAUAAAACGGAAAAAUAAGCUUGUGAAAGCUCCCGCUCAACCAAAUAUUAUCACGAUCUUGGAGAAUUUUGUGAAACAUUGUGCUUUCACAGCCUCAAACUCAGGAGAAGAUAAGCCUCGACAUCAUUACCACACGAGUCACAAAAUGAGACGGAAAGUGAACAAAUUUGACACCGUUGAGUUAAACAUCUGCAAGGAAGUCGUGGAUGGACUACGAAUACUUCUAGAUUUUACACUUGGUGAUAUAUUACUGUACAGUGAAGAGACAGAGCAGUACGAGCAACUACGGAAUAAACCAGUUGUCUCACCCGACAGAAAUGAGCCAGCGUGUAGCACCAGUCCUCUUGGAGCUGACGAACCAUUCCAGAUGAAAGAAGAAUUUCAUGUCAAAAAAGAAUAUGAAGACCCAGAUAGCCAUCUAUAUCAUUCAGAAUUUGAGGGGGCAAGUGACCUUGGAAGGAAGAAGACUCUUCGAUCCCACAAGUGCCCUCUGGAACCCUCUAUUUUAAAUGGUGUGCCUGACAAACCAUCCAGAAGUAUUGGUAGCAGAUUGUCCUCUACUGAAACACCUGCUGUUAAGUUUGAGUCUAUCUCAAGUGUGACCAGUGUUAGCUCCUAUGGAUCAGCGUUAGAUUUCAAAACAAAUUUAAUGGCAUCUCCGAACAGAGCAGCUGUGCUUUCUGAUCUACUGAAUUGGCACUUAACACCGGAUGAAAUGUACAACCAGAUUCCAGUUCCGCCCUCCUUAAUUUAUGGAGCUAUUCACCUUUUAAGGCUGUUCGUUAAACUACCAGAAUUGUUAAUGUCCUCCAUUACUUUGUGUGACAAAUUUGACUCUACCAUCACAAUUUACAUCAAUAAAUUUUUGCAGUUCCUAGAGUGCCAUGCAGAAUGGUUUGAAGAAUCGUUUUAUGAAGAUAGAGACAUCUCUUUAUCAGACCUGAACCACGAUAGUUAGAUGUAGACAGCACUUAUUACAAUACCUGCACAAAAAUGAAAGAAACAGAAAUAUGGGCAUAUCAUGAAAAAGCGUUCCUCCCUGUAAUAGAAGCAGAGUCUCAUAAACAAGAAAUGGGCGAGCCCAAAAUGUACACAAUUUCUAUCAAUCAGAUAUGAUUAACCAUUUGAAUAUAGAAAGAAUUCAUUGAAAAAACCCAAAAAAUAAGUAGUCCUAUUGUCUCUCAAGUAAACAGAAAAAUCUUUCACCACAGAUGGAAA
Bemisia tabaci is the source of this 2028-nucleotide messenger RNA. NCBI's taxonomy places the organism in Eukaryota, Metazoa, Arthropoda, Insecta, Hemiptera, Aleyrodidae. The record is from RefSeq and is a predicted model, not a curated record.